Messenger RNA from Truncatella angustata, 1843 nucleotides. RefSeq lists its product as uncharacterized. The record is from RefSeq and is a predicted model, not a curated record. NCBI's taxonomy places the organism in Eukaryota, Fungi, Ascomycota, Sordariomycetes, Amphisphaeriales, Sporocadaceae. Bases 356 to 1474 code for a protein of 372 amino acids. The transcript has 3 exons.
AACUCGCUGAACACUAUGGCCGCAUUUGUGAGACUUUAACUCAAUUCAUCGUCUUACACGGUCGAUUUUCUUUUCUUUCUUCUAUUCAGACUGAUUGCAUCAGUUCAUUUUGAGAUACCCCCUUCUCCCCAACUCUUCCCCCGCAACCUCGCCUGUUUAUAGAGUAAGUAGGUGAGGUCGAGGUCGAGGUCCUUUUCUCAGCAUCACGCCAAAUUGGCCCAUCCGAAACCCACCUGCAAAGAGCUCCUGCUGUAUACGAGAUACAAACACAGCAACCCAGCAGUUCACCCCCCACACUCGGCUCGGCACCGCCUCGAUUUGAUCACGAGUAUUGGAUUCUGCUUUAUCGUCAGUCAUGGUUCGCUUGCUCCCGGUUCUCGUGGCCCUAUUUUUGGGUGCGGGCCAUGCAGCUGCACAAGACAAUGGUGUGUCGGCGUGUUCGGCCGGCUGCAUCAGUCAGGUCUUCGGCGACACAACCAAGUUGUCAUGCCCCGCAAACGACAGUGUGUGUGCCUGCAACAAUGACAAUUUUUGGUUCGCCAUCAGAGACUGCAUCACACAGGCAUGUACUGGAGAGAACCUGGCCGCCCAGCUCGACGAAGCCAAGACCUCCGCUGCUGUCCAGUGCGCCGCAAUAGAAGCUUCGGCCGGAGUCACUGCUCCCCUUAGCUCUAGCACAACCGCAACCACGGUGCCCGCGACGACCCCUCUACCAGCAACCACCGCCAGUCCGAACACCAAUACUAGUCCCGGUCCUGGUCCUAGUCCUAGUCCUGAUCAUGGCUCAAACGCCAGCCCAACCACGAGCACGGCGCCGACCACAUCUGCAGCAACCUCUACCACGACUCCUGUGGCUACCACGGCCAGCCCUUCCAUAGACGCCGCGUCGAGCUUGCGGACCUCCACCACCCAAGACACUGAUCCGCAGAGCUCAGCCGCAAGCAAGACUAGCGCCUCCGCUUCGUUGUCCUCCACAAGCUCCUCCACGUCGACUUCAGGGGCUGCCAGCGUUUCCAGUAGCUCGGACGUUGACGCAUCCUCAACUGGAAACUCGUCGGGUGACCUUGGUGUGGCAGCAAAGGCAGGUAUUGGCGCUGGUGUUGGUGUUGCCCUGCUGUUAUCAGCGGUUGUCGCUUGCUGCAUCCUGGCCAGGAAACGGAAGCGUAGUCCAAGCCGCAGCCCCAGGUCCUCGCGUAUUCCUACCAUGCAGAUUUCGAGGCCCCUCCCCGGCUCCGGGCGCCAGUAUGCGCAUGAUGUCGAGGCAGCCAAGAUGUCGUCCUUGUCGACACAGUUCCGCAAAGACUAUCCUUCCCCCAUCCAACCCAUUCUUUACAGUCCAACGGCCAGUUCGUCUCAUUACUCGCCGAAAUCGGCUUACGCGCCAUCGCGACCCUCACGCGACGACGACUUCAACGUACAGGGUCGCCGCUAUGAGGACAUGUUGCCCAGAACACAACCUAGAACCAUGAUAUGAUAUUCCUCAUCAAGGAGCGCACAUCUCUGCAUUCAUAUGAAUUUUACGUUCACAUGGCGUUUUCGGCAUUUGAAAGGUUCUAGAUCUAGAACUUCUAGUCCUAUGGGAAUACGUUGCAUACAAUGGGAAUGGUAAUGGUGACUUGUCAGUCUGGGCACCAUGGCUGCGGGUAUGGGGUUCAUAAAGGAAUAAGCAGGACGAUAAACACUCUAAAACCCAGAAAUUAUUCGGAGAAUUGACGAUUUACGACUCGGCUGUGCAACAUCUGCUAGCUAGCUAUUAACCCAGUCACUAUGGUAAGAUCAUGACAAAUGUGCAACAAAUUAGACUAUGGAGUAUCAAACGUUUAGUUGCCAAACACGUCGCCAC